Molecule: messenger RNA, 1122 nt
Organism: Ogataea angusta
Lineage: Eukaryota; Fungi; Ascomycota; Pichiomycetes; Pichiales; Pichiaceae
Exons: 2
Coding region: 1-1122 (373 amino acids)
Biological process (GO): DNA replication
Cellular component (GO): nuclear origin of replication recognition complex; nucleus
Molecular function (GO): DNA replication origin binding
Source: RefSeq, a predicted model, not a curated record
AUGAGCUCGCCGUUUUCUGGAAGAGCUGGCUUGCGGUCGCCGCGCAAGAAGCGACCCGAGGACGAAGAGCUGCGGCUGGCGAAGCUACGCAGUCCGGCGAAACGGUCGAUGGCGGAGCUCAAUCGUGCGGCGGUGGAGCGGGCCACGCGUCUCAAGCUGGAGUCUCUGCAGGACGACGAGGACGAAAUCGACGCCGAGGAGAUGGCUCUGGCAGACCGAAUAAUUGCCGAGAGCAAAAAGGACGGACUGGCGCCUCUGGAGCUAGAAGAGAGCGAGCACGAGAGCGGCGAGGAGUCGGUCAGCGAGUUUGAGGAGGUGGAAGAGGCCGAGGACGAUCCGAUGGAAAACGUCGACGAGGGCGUUUCGUCGGACGAGGAGUUUGGCGGAAAGCGAAUACGGCGUCCGCGCAGCGCUGUUCGCACGGCUUUCCGCGCGUCCAGCUCGCCAAGUGCGAGCGUUGCGCCGCUGAAGGAGGCCGAUCUCAAACCGCUAAAAAUGAGCACAGUAAAGCUGAUGGAAGUCCCCAACAUCGACAGAACGGAGGACCUGCUGCUGAACUUUGCGGACGAGGAAAAGUCGCUUUUCUACGACGGCCACGAGGGCUACUUUGAGCAGCAAAAGCUGAAAAACAAAAAGCCCGGGACGGCGUCCAUGGCGCUGGCUCCAGAGCUUAAUUACGAGGAGUACGAAAAAUACAGCAAGAUCCUGGAAUUGUCCGCCGAGCACCAGAUAGCGAACCUGAACAACUACUACCGGCUCCAGUUCCCCCAGUGGACGUUUGAGCUGCAGCAGGGCUUCAAUUUGGUUUUCUACGGUGUUGGCUCGAAACGUCUUUUGGUGCUCGAAUUUUUGCAACGACAUUUUCUGCCCGCGGUGCCCGGCGCGAAGUGUCUUGUUGUCAACGGGUACAACCCGGACUUCCGUCCCAAGACGCUGCUGUCGAUGAUCCAGGAGACUGUGCGUCCUGCUGGUGAACAACAUCGACGGCGAGGCGCUGCGCACGGACAGAAUGCAACAGGUUCUGAGCGAGAUCGCCGCGAUCGAGCAGGUGCAUUUUCUGUGCACCAUGGACAACCUGAACAUGCCUAUUUUCUGGAACUCCAGCAUGCAUUACAAUUUUAA